UUGGCCGGACGCCUGGCACACCACGAGUUAUUUCCUUGCUAUUUCCCGGCGGGAGCUCUUGGUUUCCUCUUGGAGUCUGGGAGGAGCAGAGCAGAGAAGGCAGAGAGCGAGCCAGGCAGGACCAGGGGGACCGCGCGGGCUCCCAGCGCCUGGCUAGAGAGAAGUGCAGAGGCGGAAGCAGAGGUCAGCUUGAGGGUCCGAAGAAGCAAGCUCCUGGAGGGAAGCCAUAGAGAGAGGGAGCCGCGCCGGGAGCCAGGAAGGGGACUACGAGAGGACCCUGGCAUUCGGGCUCCCAGUGCCAGCGCCAUGAGGCCGCUCCUCGCCCUGCUGCUCCUGGACCUGGCGGCCGGCUCGCCCCCACUGGACGACAACAAGAUUCCCAGCCUGUGCCCAGGGCACCCUGGCCUUCCAGGCACGCCGGGCCACCACGGCAGUCAGGGCCUUCCUGGCCGCGAUGGUCGAGAUGGCCGAGACGGCUCGCCCGGGGCUCGGGGAGAGAAAGGCGAGGGCGGGAGGCCGGGAAUACCGGGGCCCCGUGGGGAGCCCGGUCCUCGAGGAGAGGCAGGCCCUAUGGGGCCGUCUGGGCCUGCGGGGGAGUGCUCGGUGCCUCCCCGCUCCGCCUUCAGUGCCAAGCGCUCCGAGAGUCGGGUGCCUCCGCCGUUAGACUCGCCCCUCCCCUUCGACAGGGUGCUGGUGAACGAGCAGGGUCAUUACGAUGCCGCCACCGGCAAGUUCACUUGCCAGGUACCAGGGGUCUACUACUUCGCGGUCCACGCCACAGUCUACCGGACUAGCCUGCAGUUCGAUCUGGUCAAGAAUGGCGAGUCUAUCGCCUCUUUCUUCCAGUUUUUUGGGGGAUGGCCCAAGCCAGCCUCUCUCUCUGGGGGCACCAUGGUGAGGCUGGAGCCCGAGGACCAGGUGUGGGUUCAGGUGGGUGUUGGUGAUUACAUUGGCAUCUAUGCCAGCAUCAAGACAGACAGCACCUUUUCUGGAUUUUUGGUGUAUUCUGACUGGCACAACUCCCCUGUCUUCGCUUGACUGCCAACUGGAAAGUGAGCCUACGCUUUCAGGGGGCAGGGGCCUGGGGGGGACGCCACCCUGUUAGCCACAUCGUGGGUAAAGGCUGGCCCCCUGGAAUGUUGUGAAUGAAUAGGAGGGGCAAUGGGGGCCUGUCCAGACCUGCUGCUGGCAGGGGAUGGGGACAGAGGCUGUCUGAGAUCAGGGCUUGCAGCACAGGAUACUGGCUGGAUUUCUGCCCAAGACCAAAGGAGUGCACUGUGCUAGCAGGUGUAGGUCCUCUGGCUCAGGACCCCAAGGUGGGGUGCUCUCUUCCUGGUGUCUACUUCGCUAUAUCCUCCCUUUUCUCUUUUCUCCUGGGCCAUUUUCUUAGAGACCAUUCAAUAAAUCUUAAUUUAAAAAAAAAAACA
Phyllostomus hastatus (greater spear-nosed bat) is the source of this 1427-nucleotide messenger RNA. It is a transcript of the gene C1QTNF5, whose product is annotated as C1q and TNF related 5. Bases 307 to 1038 code for a protein of 243 amino acids. Lineage: Eukaryota; Metazoa; Chordata; Mammalia; Chiroptera; Phyllostomidae. Gene Ontology annotation, molecular function: protein binding. The record is from RefSeq and is a predicted model, not a curated record. The transcript is spliced from 3 exons.